UUUAUGAAGGAACACCCAUCGACUCACGAAGUCAAACUCCUCUAUAUAUACACACAGCAGGGGGACUGUCAAUACACUUCACGUCGAAGGUUGAUAGUCACACCUGCGUCGCGAGGUGGAGCAGCAUGGACAUUACCCUGAUUCAUGUUCUGGUGGCUGUCAUCUGGCUCGCUAUGAGCGUCGAAGGAUUGCUUUACUGCUACACCGGAAGUCUUGAUUUGGGGAUUCCUGAAAUAUCUACCUAUUGUGCAGCAGGGCAAGACUCAUGCGUGACGAUGCAACUGACUCAGAAUGGUAUUCCUUACCAGGCCAGAACCUGUGCUACACAAGCACAGUGCCAUGCGUUCGACUUCAAGGACCAGAUGAAAGAGUACAUCCUCGGACAACUGCCGACGUUCGUUGGCACCGUCGAUAGCACCUCCUGCUGCCAGACAGUUUUGUGCAACAACGCUCCGGCUGUUUACUGCAAAAGCGGAAGUGCUGAUUUGGGGAUUCCUGAAAAAUCAUCUAAAUGUGCAAUGGGGCGAGACUCAUGCGUGACGAUGCAACUGACUCAGAAUGGUAUUCGUUACCUGGCCAGAGCCUGUACCACAAAAGCACAGUGCGAUGCGCCCGACUUCAAGGACCAGAUGAAACAGUACAUCCUCGGAAAACUGUCGACGUUCGUUGGAACCGUCGAUAGCACCUCCUGCUGCCAGGGACUUCUGUGCAACUACGGUAAUAAAUAAAACUCGCAGUGGCGAACCUCUAUGCAUUCGGCUUGUUUUCCUGAAAAACCUAAAUGCAGUGAAAAUGCAGUACCAUACAGGCGGUCCCGGGGAUACGAAACUUCCGGGCUUACGAACGCCGGCGCUUACAAAUGCCCAUGUGCUUACGAACGCCGAGUGCUCACGAAUAGCUGCAUCCUUACGACCGCCCGCGCUUACGAACAUUGCCCAUAAGAUGAACCGCGGAACUACUUUGUUCAGAUGUGAUGAGGCCCCGCAUCCCGCGUGAUGCACUCUCCUUCCAACAAGCAAGCUAGCAUCAGGACUCGAGGUGAGCGUGAAUAAAACCGAUUAUAUUUUUCAUGUUACAUUAUUUUGUUUAGUUUUAUUCACUACUAGCAGGAAGUACCCAGCAUUGCCCGGGCAAAGACACACACACGCACAUCGACCUACAUGCACACACAUAUGGACUUACACACACACAUUUGCACUUUUAGAGCAGGUUUGCAGCAAAUGGGUAACUUUGGCACAAAACAAAGAACGCCAUCAGGGUGGUAUCUUGUGGAGCCAGGGCCUGUUGUUGGUCAUUUCCCUUGGUGAAGUAGAUGCGUUGACCAUUUUCCAGUUGAACUUCCAAAUGGACGACUGGGGGGGAACGCUCAUGGAUGGGGGAGUCAGGAAUUAUCCAAGUGGCCUCAUUUCUGCUGAUGUAUCUUCCUUGGACAAAAAGUUAAACCUCACCCACACUUUGCCCCUCUUUUUGCAAGUCAAAGACAGGCAUGUCAGAGACGUUGUUUAUGUAUUUCCAAAGUUAUUUGAUGGCUUGCACAGAAUUGUAGAAUUCCACAUUAAUGUGGGCCUCGAAGAUCUUGCACAGAAGAGGGCGAUCCACUGGUUGUCAACCUUCAUUUAAGAGUUAGUGGUAGGUCUGAGUGUUGUUUCAAAUCCACCAUGCUCCAUUUUUAUGCGACGAUAUAGAGGAUAGCCAUCAUGGCCUGAAUGAGUGACUUUCAAGAAGUUGCGUGGAUACUUCUUGGUACACCUGCGGUCUUGCAUAAAUGGCGAAUUUGGAUUGAACUGCCCACACGGGCCAUGGACCAUUUGCUUGCAGACCACAUCAAACAGGGCAGGGUCUUGAUGGGGGCCAGGUAGCUCAGCACUGACAAAUGUGUCAAUGUCACUUGCAUUAAUUUUUUCCGUCAUCAUUGAAUAAACAAGCUGAAAUAAGUGUACAUUAAAGAGCAGCAGUACGCACAGCUAAGUUGAGAAGCAGGCUACAGUCUAGAUUAUAGACUGCCAGUAUGCCGACUCAAUGACAUAAGCAUUGCUACAGUCGACAUAAAAAGCUGGCAAUACAGUCAGCAGCUGAAAAAGCAGAAUACAGUCGACAUGAAAGGCUGGCAGUACACUGAGUGAGGUAAAGAAGCAGGCAGCAGAUAAUAUACUGGCAUACACUCAUAAUGGCCAAAAGCAAAAUUAGCCUAUAGAUAAUAGUGCCAUUGCAUGGACGUUAAUUAAUCAGCAGGCAACAGGCCACAGCACAGACUGGCUGGACACCAUCGUAGCGUCAUAAAAACACCUAUAAAAAUCAAAUUUAGCAACCUAAUGAAAAAUUUGUUUUCUGCACACAAACAUUAUUAUUGUAAUAUUUGUUGCAUAGUGUUGAGGAGUAGAGUGGUGACGGAUUGUCACACUCGCCUCGGGAGGAGUGACGUCAUGUCCCCUCGGGGUAUUUGAGGGGGGACCCGUGACGUGUUCGGGGUCUUCGCCAGGAGCCGGGGUUGUGA
Molecule: messenger RNA, 2494 nt
Organism: Petromyzon marinus (sea lamprey)
Lineage: Eukaryota; Metazoa; Chordata; Hyperoartia; Petromyzontiformes; Petromyzontidae
Source: RefSeq, a predicted model, not a curated record